Molecule: messenger RNA, 153 nt
Organism: Sclerotinia sclerotiorum 1980 UF-70
Lineage: Eukaryota; Fungi; Ascomycota; Leotiomycetes; Helotiales; Sclerotiniaceae
Exons: 2
Coding region: 1-153 (50 amino acids)
Source: RefSeq, a predicted model, not a curated record
AUGCACAAAUGCCGCAAAAAGAAAAUCUGCGGAGGAGGCACAGCGUGCUUUUGUGUACUAACUCUGCCUCAGGGAGAAUUUCGGUAUACAUCAACGGGGUCGUCGUCUGUUGAUGUUCCAACGGAUGUAGACCCCGCACAGAUUCGGAAUUAA